Penicillium taxi is the source of this 2178-nucleotide messenger RNA. It is a transcript of the gene rok1, whose product is annotated as RNA-dependent ATPase ROK1. Lineage: Eukaryota; Fungi; Ascomycota; Eurotiomycetes; Eurotiales; Aspergillaceae. The record is from RefSeq and is a predicted model, not a curated record. Gene Ontology annotation, biological process: maturation of SSU-rRNA. Bases 1 to 2178 code for a protein of 725 amino acids. Gene Ontology annotation, molecular function: ATP binding; RNA helicase activity; nucleic acid binding. Gene Ontology annotation, cellular component: 90S preribosome. The transcript has a single exon.
AUGGAUGCAUUCAGAUUAUUGACGAGGUCGACGAAAUUCAAGUCGGCUGUUGCGCCGGCCAAAGAAAAUGCCGCGCGUCUUCCUUCAACGGGAAAAGCUGCCAAUCCACAGCUCUUCCGCACCGCUGAAGGCGAGAAGCUUGAGUCAGCCCAGAAUGGAAAGAAAAGAAAGCGCAAUGCUGUAGCAGAUGAUCAUCCCGAAGAUAAUGAAGCUGGUCUGGAUUUCUUCAGUUCUACAAAACGUUCUGCGCCGACUCCAGCUGUGAUCACUGUUUCGACCAAGCAUGAACAGGAUCAUGUAUCUGAUCAAGAGGAAUCAGAUGAAGAGGACGAGAUGGAUGAAGUGCAGCGCCGAACUAUUUUGAACUCGCACAAGAUCAAAAUCACUGAUCUGCGUGACUUGGAUAAGAUCCAGGCCCAGUCUGAACCUACCAAGAAGGAAUCCAAGAAGAAAAAGAAGAAGCAAAAGCAGGAAGAAUCGCAUGUGUUGAGCAAGAAGGAGCAGAAGCGCGCAAGACGCAUGUAUCCACAGCCGCUAAUUUCUUUCAAGGAGCUGCGAUCCAAAUACAAAAUCUCUAGCCGGCUCGCCGAGAACGUCGCCGAUCAGGGAUUUACUGUGCCUACAGAAGUACAACUGAGUUCUCUACCUCUGCUGCUAAAAGAGGAGCCUGAUCUGCUGGUCAUUGCUCCGACGGGUAGUGGAAAGACUCUCUCGUUUUUGAUCCCAGUGAUUAACAAGAUCGUUCGGCACCACCACUCGAAGUCUGAUUCUGACGAGCAUGGUAUCCUGUCGAUAGUUGUGGCACCUACAAAAGAGCUGGCAAGCCAGAUUGUCAACGAAGGUCGGAAAUUAGUUGCUGGAACUGGUGUGAAGAUUACCCUGAUGAGGAAGGGCAUGCGAGUGGUGGAUCGAGAGGACGAGGGCAACGUUUUAGAUGAAGACAGCGACGCUUCUGGAUCCGAUGAUGAUGAGGAAUCCGAGAGCAACCCCAAGAAGGCUGCCAGCAUCGUUCCCAUCACAAAGAGCGAUAUCCUUGUUACUACUCCUCUAAUGCUGGUAAAUGCAUUGUCUGCUAAUGAAACAAAAAGUAUGGCACAUUUGCCGUUGGUGCGAAGUUUGGUUCUGGAUGAAGCUGAUGUGCUCAUGGACCCGUUAUUCCGAGAGCAAACCCUCAACAUUUGGCGCUCAUGUGUACACCCCGAUCUACGCGUCAGUCUGUGGUCUGCUACCAUGGGUUCUAACGUGGAAGACCUCACUCAAUCGACUAUUAAAGAGCGCCUAGAAGAUCUUGAGCAACAGCCUAAGACGCCACACCCAUUGGUGCGCCUUGUUGUUGGCUUGAAGGAUUCGGCCAUUCCCAACAUCGAGCACAAACUCGUUUACGCAGCAACAGAGCAGGGUAAGCUGCUCGGUCUUCGCCAGCUUCUGCACCCAGCCGCUGCCUCUGCUUCAGAUGUCCGUCUCCGACCUCCUUUCCUCAUCUUCACUCAAACCAUUCCUCGAGCAAUUGCUCUCCACUCCGAGUUGAAAUACGACAUCCCUACCGAAGCAGGUGGCUCCUCUCGCAUCGCCGUGUUGCAUUCCGACCUCUCCGAUAGUCAACGUUCAGAUAUCAUGCGCGACUUCCGCAAAGGCGAGAUCUGGAUCCUCGUUACUACCGACUUGCUUGCGCGUGGUGUCGACUUCCGUGGGAUCAACGGUGUUGUCAAUUACGAUAUUCCCAAUUCUGCUGCCGUGUAUGUCCACCGUGUUGGGCGAACGGGCCGCGCUGGUCGCGAGGGUGGUAUUGCAGUAACCUACUACACCAAAGAGGACAUUCCGUACGUCAAGAGUAUCGCCAAUGUCAUCGAUGCCAGCGAAAAGCUGCGUGGUGCCCCAGAGAGCGAGAAGUCUAUUCAGAAGUGGCUCCUCAACUCCCUCCCAAGUCUUACCAAGAAGGACAAGCAAGAACUCAAGCAACACGGUGUCAAGGCGCGUCAACUCGGCAAUGGAAAUGGAAAUGACAAGGAGGAUAGCAAGAAUGCGCGCGCAAUGAGAAUCAGUACUAAGAGUGGCUUUGAGCGUCGCAUGGAAAACCGCAAGAAGGGUGCCAUUGCAGCCAGUCGCAAUAGGAAAGCUACAGAGGCAGCAGAAGGCAACGAUAGUGAUGGAGGCAUCUGGGAUGGUCUUGCCGAGUAA